AUUUUAAAGGCGUGGCGAGUGACGUCAUCCGGAGCGCCGGAAUCUCAGCGUCGUGCUGAUAGGCAGUGCACGAGACGGUUUAGGAAUUAUCUCGAAUGUUUGCAAGUGAAUGAGGAUUAUCAACGAUUUUAGAAAACCGAAAUCCCAUCACUGAAAGACCGAGGAGAGAUAGAAAAAGCUGCUGUUCAGAUUACAUCUAGAUGGAUAUAAAAAAGGAGACGUAUGAGGCUGCCAUAAAUACCAGAGAAACAAUGGCUGUAAACAUUAAGAAGGAGGAGUGUGAGUGGGAGUCCAUCCACCCUCAACAGGAGAGUCUCUGCAUUAAGGAGGAGGAGGAGGAUUGUGAGACAGGGUUAGUGAGCAUUAAAGAAGAGGCUGAAGAGACAUCUGUUAGCAUUGAGACAAACAUUUGUAAAAGUGUGCAGAAUGUCAAGGAAGAGGACCAUCAGUGUGGGGAUGAAGAUGGAGCAGUGACCGGGUUAGUCUCCUCUCCCAGCAGACACUGUGCAUCAUCAGAGCCUUCUGUCCUUGAGAAGUCUGAAUCUUCACAACCUGACACAAAGAGGACCGAAGACCCUUCAUCUGUUAGGAUUGAGGAAGAUGAACCGGCAUCUACAAAUAAGGCAGAAAAGAGAGACAAACCUCACUGUUGUUCUGCAUGUGGCAAACAAUUCUGUCACAGGAGUGAUCUAAAGAGACACUUCAGAAUUCACACUGAAGAAUGUGGCCUUCUUCAGACCCACAAAAGAAUCCACGCUGGAGAGAAGCCGUACUGCUAUACAGAGUGUGGCAAAGAAUUCUGUGACAGGACUCAUCUACUGAGCCACAAAAAAAAUCACACUGGAGAGAAGCCAUAUUGCUGUUCAGAAUGUGGCAGGUGUUUUUCACAAAAGAGCCUCCUCACAAGACACCAUACAGUCCACGUAGGAGAGAAGCCUUAUUGCUGUUUAGAAUGUGGCAAACAAUUUUGUGAUAAGCGUAGUUCUGAGAUCCAUGCUAGAAACCACACUAGACCGAAGCCUUUUUGCUGUUUGGAAUGCGGCAGACAAUUCUCCUACAAGAGUAAUCUUCAGACCCACAAAAAUGUUCACACAGGAGAGAAGCAGUAUUGCUGUACAGAGUGUGGCAAACAAUUCCGUUGCAGGAGUAGUCUUCUAUGCCACAAAAGAAUUCACACUGAAGAGAAGCCAUAUUGCUGUUUGGAAUGUGGCAAACAAUUCCGUCAUAAGAGUGCUUUUGACAUCCACACUAGAAUGCACACUGGUGAAAAGCCAUAUCGCUGUACAGAGUGUGGCAAACAGUUCAGUGACCGGUGUCAUCUUCACACCCACCAAAGAAUCCACACUGGAGAGAUGCCGUUUUGCUGUACAGAGUGUGGCAAACAGUUCCGUUGGAGGAGUAGUCUUGUGAACCACAAAAGAAUUCACACUGGGGAGAAGCCAUACUACUGUUCAGAAUGUGGCAAACUAUUCCGUCAAAAAAGUAGUUUUGAGGUCCACAAAAGAAUGCACACUAGAAAGAAGCCAUAAUCACUGUUUGGAAUAGUGUGAAUGAUUCUGUUAGAGGAGGAAUCUUUAGUUCUACACUUGAUUUCACACUGGAGUGAAGCCAUAUUGCUUUUUGAAAUGUUGCAAAUAACUUUGUUACUGUUGUAAUCUCCAAAGCUAACAAAAGAAUUUUCUGUUGGAGUGACCUUGAAAACACACCAAGGAAAUAGAAUGGCCUGAGAUACCACGCUUAGAUCAGCUGUUGACUAAAAGACCACUGGUCCAGAUGCCAUAGAAGACUUCUGUCUUAAACAAAGUACAGCACUGCAGCAGGAUAUGGCUGAGUGUAUAAAUGUGUUACAAUCAAUGCAGCACUCGUAGAUGACACCAAAGUGGCUCACUACAGGAACAACUCUGAUUAUUAAAAUCAGAUCAGAGAAAAGAACCCAAAACACAUCAUCUCAUAAACGUGCCUCUCUGACAUGUAUAAACUCUUCACAGCAGUCUUUGUUAAACUAUGGGUCACAACCCAAAUUGGGGAAUGGACACGGCUGUGGUAGUUUGCCACAUGACUGUAGUAAAGUCAGCCAAGUUACUCCAAACACGAUGAUAUACAACCAUGUGUUUAGUGAGCAAAAAAACGCUUUUAACUCGUCACAGAGAGCGUUCAUGUCUAUGGCACGAAAAUGUAAAAAAAUAUUCCCCACAACACCACCUUCCCCAUCACAACCAUUGAAACAAUCAAACUGAGAUGACCGUCAAAUCAAAGACACGUUUAAGAAAAGGGGGCGAGAGGCCGGAAUGACAGAGGAGAUUAGUGCUGCACUUCCCUUCACUGCACAGUUAGGAAUUUCAAAGAAAUGAAGUGAGGUGGUACAAGAGUGUGAUGAUUUUCAACAAAGGGCGAGUGAAUAGGAUCAGGGUACGAGUGUUGUGUACUAAAAUCCGUUGCAAUGGCCAUGGUUGUUAGAUCAUCGUGUGCUCGCCAUUCAAAAUCUGUAGCAGAGGUGCAAGGAAGAGUCUGCUUUAAGUUUGAUGUGCCUCGGGGAUGCAGAUUAGAACACCAUUUUGGUGCUUGGAUUAAUUUCCAUAUAUUUCCAUAUAAAUCUCAAUCUCUUAGUACCGGAAAGACAUUCCGGGGACAUUCAGCACGAUGUCAGUGUGCAGCAUUAAACAUUUAAAAAUGGGCUGUUCACCCAAUUGUUCAUUAAGGUCUCUCCUAUCCCCCUCGUAAAACACUGAAGGUGCAUACAUUUUUUAGGAAUAAUUUAGCUACUUUUUUAAUGAAUUGUAAAUGAAAAUUGGGAUAUGCUGAACAGUUACCAAACUCAUUUAAAAAUAAUGCAUGUAUUGUUAAUGGCGUCACUGUUAUUUGAUAAAUGUUAUUUAGGACAAACUGGAUUAAUCAAUUGGUUUUUUUAUAAUUUUAUUCCUUAUCCUGCCCCACUAAGCAAGGAACAAAUUUAAGUGAGCAUUCAUACUGACCCCUCAAAAAUCAUCAGAUCUUCACCCCAAGAGCUUCUUACUCUCAGCUUUACUAAAUGCAUUGUGAACCAAAAAGAAGUACCACAUUUCAAACGUUUAUUCUACAACAAUGCUACAAGAUAAAAUACAUUUCAUUACGACACAUG
Messenger RNA from Erpetoichthys calabaricus (reedfish), 3118 nucleotides. Its product is annotated as gastrula zinc finger protein XlCGF52.1-like. Lineage: Eukaryota; Metazoa; Chordata; Cladistia; Polypteriformes; Polypteridae. The record is from RefSeq and is a predicted model, not a curated record. Gene Ontology annotation, biological process: negative regulation of transcription by RNA polymerase II. The coding region runs from base 201 to 1529 and encodes 442 amino acids. Gene Ontology annotation, molecular function: DNA-binding transcription repressor activity, RNA polymerase II-specific. The transcript has 3 exons.